This is a messenger RNA of Paramuricea clavata, 2405 nucleotides long. The record is from the annotation of a GenBank genome assembly. Lineage: Eukaryota; Metazoa; Cnidaria; Anthozoa; Malacalcyonacea; Plexauridae.
GUUUAGUUUGAAUCGUAUGUUUGCUGGGUUUUCUUCAAAAAAUUCUCAACAUUCUUGUGUUACAUUUCAGGGCGUAGGAAAAGAGAAUAUAAAUGUUUAUUCUGGUCGCAUCACCCGCCUUGAAGAGGAAAAUAAGUGUUUAAAACAGGAGAAGAAAGACGUGGAAUCUGAAAUGUGGAAGACGCAAGAGGGCUUGCGUGACGAGAUCCGCAGACUGGAAUAUGAGAUUAAAUCAACGAGCAAGAAGAUGCGUGAUGCCGAGACAAAAUAUGUGAAUCUUGCAGCAACACCACCCAAAGUUCAAGUACGUACUGUGCAAGUUGUUUCAGAGGAGAUGAAAAGAAAGUUAGAGGAAACUGCAGAGCAAAACAGGAAACAGGAAUAUUUACUGGAACAAAUAAAAAAGGAGCAUAGCGCAAAAGUGGCACAACAUCGAAAACUGGAAGAUGUGUUGGAACAAACGAAGAUGGAGCAUAGUUCAAAGGUGGGUAUGCAGGGGAAUUAAGCCUGUAUCGGGUAGGUCCGUCAAUAGAGUGCCAACUGCCAACCAAACAACUUACAGUUUCCUAAAUAAAUUGGUCAGCAACUACAGGUAUUUAUCAACUUCAACAAUUCAUCUACAACCAACAAUUUCAAGAAAUAUAAACAAAACGUACUCUGAAUGAGAAUGUUGCAUUCAUUCUGUUCGAAGUAAUUGUGUAAAUCAAUUUAUCAGACGAAAAGAUAAAAAUAUACAAUACACAGUAUUUUAUUUCGAACUUGUCACAACUACCUGAGUUACAAAAUGAAGUUAAUUAAUAACAGUAUUUCCAAUGACAAUAUUAUGACAACAUAAAGAAUGAAAAUAAACUCAAACAUAAUUCGGCUGAUUUGAUAAAUACAUACAUCACUGAUUUGGCUAUUUGAGUAUUACGAUCAUUAGUUUCGCAUUUUUUAUAGGUCAGAGAAUCGGAAUCGGAACAGUUCCGUUUGUUGGCGCAGAUGAAAACGGAACAUAACUCAAAGGUGGGUAUGUAAAGACGGCAACUCCUGGCAAUUCCCUUGUGUACUGCGCACGACUGUAUUUCUCUUUCAUCUUGACCAAACCCAGACUCCCCCCCCCCCCCAGGGCGACCUUAGCAGUGGUAGGAGGUAAUUGCCCUUCCAUAAGUUUUCUAAUCCUACUUAAUUCUGACUUAUGCCAUGAAGUAUUGAAACAGGCGAGCUACGCGGGAAGGGUCAACAUCCCCUUCACGCUUCACUCGUCAUUGCAAAUACUUAAUGCAAAGAGGAAAUCUAUCAUUCACGCCUUCCUUUUGCUUUUUUUUUUACACAAAACGGUGUCGAUGCUAAAUAAUAGACAUAUUUGGAAAAGACGACGAGGCAAACUUAAUGGAACGGUCUCAAUUUCGGUUCAAGAUUGAGAGCUAAAGAAUUAUUCAAACGUUAUGUUUUGCAUGAAGAAUUUCUUUGUUUCGGAAGGCGAGUCUUCCAGUUCGCGUCGUGUUUUCUAAACCAGUCAAUUCUCUCGGGCCUAAUCCUGCAUGGGUAUGCAUAUAGUCUACUUUCGUAGCAACUCGUUUCCUUGUAAUUGACUGGGAACUGGGGAAUGAGAAUCCGAUGCCUCUCUUGCUUGCAACCCUCGUCGACCCCGAUGCUCGUUUGUUCAUACAUGCAGGCCAAAAUUUGGACCAUUUAAGUGUUUACCAAUAUCAACAACAAACUAGCUGCAAUUCAUACAGUAGUAUCUAAGAUAGAUCGAUCUCACUGUUUGUAGAAAAGAUUUUCGUAUUUUUGUGACAGGUGAAAGAAUUAGAGACGGAAAUUUCUAGCGUGAAGGAGAAACAUCGACAAGAAAUUGAUCACAUUUUAAAUGAAAAACAAGAAGAGAUUGAGAAAGUAAAGUCAGAGGCUGAAAGAACAACUGGUGGUCUACGGAAGCUGUACCGAAGUUUGCAGGUAUAAAUAUUGACCAGUGCAUUGAUUCUAGUAGCAAGACGAUGUAGAGAUUUUGCCCUCUACCUUUGUUGUUUCGCAGAAUAGAAAAGAUGGCGGUAUUGUUGAACCUAUCAUAUUAAUCUAGGGAGGAUUGGGCUAGGUUGUUUUGAAGGAAUUUAGUUUCCGAAAUAUGUGUCGACUGGGAGUGGAUCAGAGUGAAAUUUUCUUAGAAGAACUUAGAUGUAUGAAUCGCCGACAACUUGUUUUCACGGGGGGUGUCACACCCCACUGUAUUAAAAAUAACUUUCAUAAUGUCAACAAGCUUACAAUGGUAUAAUGAUUUACUUUUCUUCUGUGCAGGAAAAUUGUCUCAGGCUGAUGAAAGAGUCGCGGGACCUUAAAAACCAUCAGCAGCUGUUAAAACUUGCUUGUUUGAAGUUUACAACUGCUCUAAAACCAACAUGCCGCGAAGUUCACAAACAGGUGAU